This is a messenger RNA of Thunnus maccoyii (southern bluefin tuna), 1843 nucleotides long. RefSeq names its product tRNA methyltransferase 61B (gene trmt61b). Bases 230 to 1735 code for a protein of 501 amino acids. The record is from RefSeq and is a predicted model, not a curated record. Gene Ontology annotation, biological process: tRNA methylation. NCBI's taxonomy places the organism in Eukaryota, Metazoa, Chordata, Actinopteri, Scombriformes, Scombridae. The transcript is spliced from 7 exons. Gene Ontology annotation, cellular component: tRNA (m1A) methyltransferase complex.
CUCACUUAUGACGUCGUUCACGUGUGUUUUCCAGCAUGGUGACCUCCUUCCUCUGUAAAUACAACCGGGUUUAGCAGAAAUUAGGACGAUCCUGUCAUUAGUUGUCACAAUGCGAAUGGACGUUUCAACAAAGUUUGUUGUUAUAUUUAUUUGAGUAGUGUAUUUAUCAAAUAUUGUAUCUCGAGACAUAUUUUUCCGUCUAGUUUAUAGAUCAUAUUCAUCCGAAGUAAUGACUGUGCAAAUGCCAUUUGCUGGACUAAUGAUUGCGCACAGACUGGUGCGUAUGUGCUCAUCCAUCCCAGCACAUUGCAGACACAGAGACGUUCUUGUACACCUAAAUAAAAGUAAAAGGGAGAUCAGGACUUUUUCAACUGGUUGUGUGAAAUGUAACGACAAUGAGAGAGACAGCUCAGACCCACCACCCUUGAACACCAAGCUGACAUCCAGACAAGCACUGCUGUCCAGGAGGAGGAGACCGCUGUCCCCACUGGAGAGGAUCAGUAGCCUGCUGCCCCAGGAUGCCCUGACCACCGAGGUGAUGCAGCUGAGAGAGCAGAACAAGCAGGAACCUGAGGAAGACACUAACAUCCAAAAGGAGCAUGCACUGGUGGCAGAGUCUUCAGAAGAGGAAAGUGGACAUAAGGCAAUUCGUAAAGAUGAUUCUUGUACAUAUGAUGCAUCUGAUGCAGCAGACAGCUCAGAAAGUCAGUUAAAUGGUGCACUUCAUCACGAGGAAAACAUGUGGAUACCAGCCACUCUUCCAGGGGAGAACUUUCUUGCCUUCGGGGAGCUGCUGAUGGCUGAGCAUCGUAAGAAAGGGCGAGUGGAGUACAGGAAGAUGUUCGAGCUUCAGACGGGGGCACGCCUGCAUAGCAGCUGGGGGAUCAUCCUGCAUGACGACAUAGCCGGGCAGCCCGCAGGUCGGACCCUGAAGACAAACAGAGGGGCUCCCAUCUUCAUACGACGGCCCAGUCUGGAUGAAUAUGUACUCUAUAUGAAGAGAGGCCCAGCCAUCGCCUACCCUAAGGAUGCAGCUGUCAUGAUGAUGAUGAUGGACAUCACAGAGGGAGACUGUGUGCUGGAGUCGGGCUCCGGGUCAGGAGCCAUGUCUCUGUUCUUGUCCCGAGCAGUGGGCUCCAGGGGCAGUGUACUUAGUGUGGAGGUCAGGGAAGAUCACUACAAGAGAGCCAUGCGGAACUACCAGCGCUGGAGGAAGUCAUGGAGUCUGCGGCGAGGGGAGGAGUGGCCUGACAACGUCCAAUUUCACAACACUGACCUCUGCGCUGCCUCCUCGCUCCUCGCUGGUCGGGGAUUCCAUGCGAUUGUUCUUGACCUGAUAAACCCACACCUGGUUUUACCCUCUGUGAUUCCACAUCUGCACUCCGGAGCUGUAUGUACCGUUUACCUCGCCAAUAUAACACAGGUCGUUGACCUGCUGGAAGGGCUUCGAUGUUUGGCGCUCCCUUUGCUGUGCGAACGCAUCAUCGAGGUUCCCGUCCGGGAUUGGCUGGUGGCCCCAGCCCUUCAGAAAGACGGGCAGCACUGCAAAAGAAAAGCUCCCAUCUUGGAUAAAGACCAAAGCGAGGAGGAUGAGACAUCAGAAGAGACUGAUGAAGCAGAGUCGACCACAGAGGGAAACCCAGCCUUCGGGAGCAUUCCCUACAUUGCCAGACCUCAUCCUGAACAAAUGAGCCACACAGCAUUCCUGGUGAAACUGAGGAAGUGUGUGCAGUAGCUGCUCCACCUGUAAGAAACCAAAGACAAAGAUGAUUGUUUCAUGCUUUAACAUGUCAAGUAAAUUAUCUCCUUACUGUAAAUAAUUUAAUAAAUAACAGUCAAAAUA